Linum trigynum is the source of this 2195-nucleotide messenger RNA. The record is from the annotation of a GenBank genome assembly. Lineage: Eukaryota; Viridiplantae; Streptophyta; Magnoliopsida; Malpighiales; Linaceae.
GUGACGUGGCGUGCUGUGAGGCGUCGGAUCGUGGGAAGAAAACCACGAUCCGCGCCUCACCGCAUCUAACGGCCACGGUGAAAGCACACUGGCGCGGAUCGCUGACGCAAACAAACACGGGGUAUUCACCGUGUUUGUCUAACGCGGUGAAUACCCCGUGUCUGUCCACGUCAGCGACUUCACCGUGGCCUACAAUAACGGUGAAUUCCUCACCGUUUUUGAUUAAAACGGUGAUUUCUUCACCGUUUCAUUUUAAAACGGUGAAGGCAUCACCGUUUUAUUUAAAAACGGUGAAAUGUUCACCGUGUUUAUUAAACGCGGUGAUAACCUUCACCGCCUUUGUCUAAAACGGUGAUGCUCAAACAUGUGUACUUUUGGAAAUUUUUUUAUAACUUAUGUAUUUUGGGAAUUUUUUUUAAUAACUACUGUACAGUGGGAUUUUUUCCCUUUUUGGAGGCCCCACCACAAUCACUCAAUAUUGAUGGAUUUACAAUAUCUACUUUUUGUUGAGAUUCUUCACAAACACUCAAUAUUAACUUUUUUAUAUUUGGAACAAAAACACAAUCUGAACCUCCAAAAAAGAUAUUUACCUAAUACAUCAAUUAAUUCAAUCCAUCAAAUGAUAAUACACUAAUUGUCCUAAUACAUCAAUUUGAAGAAUCACAACUUCCAAACAACCUCUAAACCUUAAGUUGUUAGUAUGCAACAAAAUCAAUACUGGUAUCGGUGCACUGCAACAACUAAUAAUACCCUGCCUCUUUUGGUUCGUCCAUGCACUUCACCCGGUUAGUCGAACUAACCGGUAUAAACCGGUUAUUCUCCUAUUUUCUUUGAUCGGCCAAUUAAACUAACCCGUUCGAAUCAAAAUUCAAAACCCUAAUCUAUUUUCUGACUAUCUCUUGUCCAUUCGACUCUUUCUUUCCUGCUCUGCCUUCCAAUCAUCGAUUCCAUCUUCCUGCCUGCGAUUCCCCUCUCCGGCGACCACGGCAGCUCUCCUCUCAGUCGUGCCGGCCUCCGCCUAUCACCGCCGUCUCCUUGUUCGCUUCCUCCACUGCUUCUUGCAAGAGUAAUUGGCUGCCCUCUCUUUCCCUAAUUGUCGCUUGCGCUUUGUUUGGCGGAAUGAAAUGGUUUAUUCUGGUAGUUUACCUCGAUGUAUAUAUCCUUCUUCUGCAUCCGGAUUGGCUUCAUUCGUCUCCUCCCUCAUUCCGCCGCUCCCGUCUAGGGUUUUAGCUUCACUGCUGCUCCAGCUCACUCUCACUCGUUCGCUGGGUUUACGUUUCAGGUCACCCGGGGAAUAGCCCUUGCAGUUCCACCAGUGGGUCGCAGAGAUGGCUGCAAGUUUCGUUUCCAAGUUCUCUCGCGUGGGGCGAUCUCUGUUGGGGGGACUAAGCAACAAAAUUUCAUCUGUAGCAGCCAGCAGCACAUCACCUGAACUCACUUCCAGCAGCAAUGCACUGUACCAGCAACAUAGGACGUUCAUUCAAAUGAGGACGGUUCUCAAAGUUGCAGACAACUCGGGUGCCAAAAAGGUGAUGUGUAUACAAGCGCUGAAGGGGAGGAAAGGUGCGAGGCUGGGGGACACAAUCGUGGCUUCGGUGAAAGAAGCAAUGCCGAAUGGCAAGGUGAAGAAGGGGAAGGUUGUGUAUGGAGUUGUUGUGCGGGCUGCCAUGCAGAAGGGGAGGUGUGAUGGAAGCGAGGUCAAGUUCGACGACAAUGCUGUGGUUUUGGUCGACAAGCAAGGCCAGCCUAUCGGUACCAGAGUUUUUGGUCCUGUGCCCCAUGAGCUCAGGCGGAAGAAGCACGUCAAGAUCCUUACUCUCGCCGAGCAUAUUGCCUGAAUAUUUAGUUGUUGUUUUAGAUGUUAUAGAUAGUUUGAUUUUUCGCUUCCAUGCAUCUGUGGAUGGCUCUGUUUCUGGUUAAUCGUCAAGCUGUUUACGGCAGAGCAGAACCAUGCACUUUGUUUACAUAAAAUCGACGAGAACUUUCAGCGAGUGUAGUUUCCUCUACUUCCAGAUCAAUCGGAAAAGUUUAUGGUUUAUGGUUCAAAGAUAACUAUUAUAGAACUGCUGGUUAAUUGUUGAUGGAAUUGUUAAUUCAUUAUAACCUAAAUACACUAAUUUAGGAUUGAAGUUAUUAUUAACCAUAAAAAUUUAAAUUCCUGUAAUCCAUCACAAAAUUAAAUGCUUUAUACUUUU